UCUAUGCGAGUUCACACUAAGGCUCCACGGGAUUGGAGCGAAUUUCGUUUUCUCUUGAUGCAACACCCAGUGUCGGAAUAGUGGAUGAGCUAGUGAUAGAGUGAUAAUCCGAAGCACGAGAGAGAGAACGAAAGAAAGAAGAAGAGCCCGCAAACGAGUGUACACUUUACGGGCGUUAAAGGACGUGACAGUCCUGCCAGAAAACGAUUUUGCUACAAACUAGUGUUGACAAGUGACUAGUGCGCUGGUAAAACGAAUCCUUCGUGUUCAAACACAAGACGUGAAAGUGAAUGCUAUUGGUGAAAUCAUUUCCACUACCCGAACGGAUUUACCGAAACCUCAAGUGUGAGCUCUGAAGCAUUUUGACACCUACCCGUGCAUCGAUAUUCGGCAGCUUGUGAACCUGUUGGCAGCUAACAACAGAUAACGGACAAUCUGUACCAACCGCUGCCAUAGACUGCUGUAGUGAUAUAUAAGAAUAGAAACAGUGAACGAAAGAAAGAAAACGAGCCACCAGAACGAUUGCAAAACUCUUGCGAACGCGAACAACGAACGGCGAGAAAAACCUACGACAAACAACACGAUAAACAUGAUGGGCUACCGAAUGCGAUCCUUGGUCGCAACGUUCGUGCUACUAUUCACAGUACUCGAGAAUGUCCACUGUGAUGCACCGUUGGUCGAUUCGGCAGCACUGCCGUUGGAGCACAGAGCCGUCUACGGUCCGCCUGCACCAUCACCAGUAUACGGUACGCCUGGUUUGCUGAGUGGCGGCGGAGGUAGCAGCGGCCUUCUCGGAGGCGGCGGCGGCGGUGGUGGCGGUGGAGACGACCCGUGGCCACUGUCCGCCUCGAACGACAGCCCGCAGAUCAAGCAUCUGCAGGUGCAGUGCGAAAAGACGCACAUGCGCGUCAACAUCGAGUUCGACCGGCCAUUCUACGGUAUGAUCUUCUCGAAGGGCUUCUACAGUGAUCCGCACUGUGUGCAUCUCAAACCGGGCACUGGCCAUCUAAGCGCCACCUUCGAAAUUUUCCUGAACAGCUGUGGUAUGUCGAGCUCGGCCAACCAUAACGCGGCCAGCUUCGGCGGUCCGACACCGUCCGGCAGUUACGUCGAGAACACGAUCAUCAUCCAGUACGACCCGUACGUACAGGAAGUUUGGGAUCAGGCUCGUAAACUUCGGUGCACGUGGUACGACUUCUAUGAGAAGGCGGUCACGUUCCGACCGUUCCAGGUGGAUAUGCUGCACGCCGUUACGGCCAACUUCUUGGGCGAUAAUCUCCAGUGCUGGAUGCAGAUCCAGGUCGGCAAGGGUCCGUGGGCGUCCGAAGUUUCGGGUAUCGUGAAGAUCGGCCAAACGAUGACGAUGGUGCUGGCCAUCAAGGAUGACGAAAACAAGUUCGAUAUGUUGGUGCGCAACUGCGUCGCUCACGACGGCAAACGGGCCCCGAUUCAGCUGGUCGAUCAGCACGGUUGCGUGGUGCGGCCAAAGAUUAUGAGCAAGUUCCAGAAGAUAAAGAACUUCGGCCCGUCCGCAUCGGUGGUUUCGUUUGCCUACUUCCAGGCGUUCAAGUUCCCCGACUCGAUGAACGUGCACUUCCAGUGUGUGAUCCAGGUCUGCCGGUACAACUGCCCCGAACCGAAGUGUGCCGGUGGAGAUUACGGACUUCCAGCGCUGACCGGCAACGGUAUCUCAGGCGAAUACGGUGCACCAGGUGCGCUAAGCGGCGAAUACGGACCACCGCAUCUGUCCGAGUAUGGAGUGCCACCGGCAGCCUACCCCGAUCCUCGCCACCCUUCGGACGCGUCCGGUGCGUACUCGGAGAACCAGGACAGUGUUGUACCGGCGCCGCAAGCACAAACGUCUGCCAACUCGGCCGAAAACAAGUCCGACGGUCCAGUGAACGCUAACGAUCGCAUCGAAUCGCAGGCACAGUCUUCGAACCCCACGUCAAACGAUAUUCACGAUCACAUCAACAUGCCACCACCACCACCACCAGGCCAGACGUCGUACGUCACCGUGACCAAGCAGAAGAAGGACGAUGGUCUGUCAGGCGAGAACAGCGGCAAUCUGGUCAGUUUGGGUGGCCGACCACGUUCGGUCGAGGGACUGGAUGAUCUGCGCGGCGUGCGCCGACGACGGGACACGAUGUCGGUUGUGAUCCGGCCACGUAUCUACAAGCGUGACGCCCAGGAGAUGACGGACGUCAACACGGAACGCAUCAUCCAGGUGGUGGCCCCGGGAGACGUCAACUUUGCGCUAAACAAUGCAUCCGGCAACGAGACGGUCGUGAUCCAAUCACAGCGAACCGUCGACCCGGAAACGAUCUGUAUGUCGGUGCCGAGCUUUGUCGGUGGACUGGUGAUGCUGCUGCUCGUGCUUGCCGUCGCAUCUCUAGUGGCCGCCUUCCUGUUUGUGCGCGUGCGACACUUCGACCGGAAAGCCAACCCAUUCUCCGGACACUAAGCGAAAACUAUCCGUGGGUCGUCCUCGUGCCUGAAUGCUCGCCAGGGAGAAAAGCUAGCGGGUGUGCACCUGCACCCCUCACCGAACGACCCCUUAUGCGAGUGUGGGAAGCUUUCCAUCGGUUCUAUUGCAAUCUCGACCCUCGCGGAGCACCUUCAACUUCAUUUUGUAAACAUUUCUUCGGCACAGUCUGAGCGUUGUCAAUCGCUGCAGACCAACCGCUCUUCUGUUACCUGAGCACCAUCUAGCAUCCAUCAGAACCAUAGGCAGCUUCCGGAGGAAUCGAACAUAUUCAUUCAACCAACAUGUGCAUCCUUGCUAUAUCCCGGUUUGUCAGUGUAGUCAGGGUCGCUUUCGAGAGGGAGGGAGCGAUAGCGCUAGAUAGACGAGGGACCCAAUCGAAUGUACGAAACGAAAUCUAGAAACACACUCUCUUCGCAGCAUCGCACUAAUCAAUGUGGACGAUGGGACUACACCAACAGUUUCGAGAAGAGACCUUAACCCACCCAUCCAACACCAACCCUUAAUCUAGCGAAACCAUCUAACACCUCAUACCGUCAUCGUCAUUUCCCGUGCGCCCUCGUGCACUACUAACACGAUUGCCUCUUAAUUUAUUACGAUUAUUAUUAUUAUAUUAUUAUUAUCGAUUUGGGUACUACCACUAUCGCGACCGAACGUCUCCCAUUCUACUGACAUUCUAUUUCGUUUUUUUUUUUGCGUUAAGUGUACGAUACCAAACGAAUGUGUAUUACCAUACCACCAACAGUUAAUUUAUUGCACCUUCCCAAUUCCCACACCUUGUGUUAUCAUCCUGUACAUCUUCAUCUAACGUUCCCCGUUCAUGCAAGCUCUUCCUGUUCGGUACUCCCAUCGGCAUCGCUCCACUUGUUGCGUGGUGAAUUCUGUUGCAAUAGAGUAGAAACAAGAUCACGCAAACUCUCUUACCUGGUAAGGCGAGGGCAUUAGCAAUCAGAAAUUUAAAGACACGCGCGACAUAACGUUCAUUGUGGGGUUUACACGGAUAAGGGCAACAAGUGACAAGUUCCUUAGGAGAGUGCAUAGUGAGGAAUGUGAGGAAUUCACGACUGCCGUUCCUUGUCGCUUCCCUGGUGUGCUGCUAGUUCGUAAUGGCGCUUAUUAUCGUAGUUAUCACCAUCAUCUUAUUCAUUAGAAAGAAUGUCGUCCAUCUCGGUGUCCUCGCAAUGCUCUGCUUUUUGAGGGUAGUUGGUUAGUACGAAUGGCUUCUCUAGAAGUGUCGUCUAUCUACUCCCUAGAUUCCGGUACACAGAGCAAUCGCAGGGACACCGAUAUGCGCACACAUUCGAUCUUAUGAAGAACGUGUAUCUUUGCUUCAAAAGAAUAUUUAUUUAUUCCCUUAAUUUUCUACCUACAUUCCUUAGUCACCACGUUCCUUUUUUUCGACAACAAGGCAACCGUCUGUUUUCACACACGCACACACGUGUUCUAUUGCGUGAUCGAUCGCUUUUCUUCCCGCCAUCGUUCACGCACGGCUGGGCGAUGGUUGUGCUUGGUUUUUUGUUUCGUUUUGGAGCUCUUGUCUCCCGUACCAUUGUUUUCGUCGAGUGUACUCACAGGUGCAACAAAAGCAUGGAUUUUGUGUGAUCGAUUUUUUUAAAUUUCGACCGUCGGUUGGAUGUCCACCACUAGUCUUAACGGCGAUGUCCGGUGCGGUUCUGAAGUUUAAACAAUGACAUAUCUUCAAACUAUCUUUUUGCGCUGAGUACAAGCGCGACAAGAUGAUGCGCGUAUCAGCUGGAAACCCAGGUCCGGGGUUCCAGAACACGAGCAUCCAAUACGAGAAUGGUAAUAGGUUAGGAUGGAUUAAAAUGUAAGCUCCCGGUAAUAGCGAAACAAACCUCUGCUGUAUGAAUAUUUUGGUGAUUGUGCUUGAUAACAGUAUUUUUUGUGUUUUGUUUGCUCCAAUCGCUCCCCGAUUUGCAGGGACGUUAAUGGUAAGGCGUAGAAAAGGAAAGCGCACACAACGCAUGUGGCUCGAAGAAAAGCGACUGAGGGACAGUAAAAGGAAGCGAGCAAAUGCAUUGGAAAAAUUAAUUAGAACAAGCGCCGCAGUAUAAGGUUAGGGUCGAUUUGUUUUGUUUUCUUUUAUUUUUGGUUUUCUUUUUUAAAGAAUGUAUAUCAUUUUGUUUGGUUUUUCUUUUUUUUUUUUUUUGUUCGUUUUCCGUUUCUCUCGCAAAUCUAAUGGAAACAGGCAGUUAACAGGUGUGUGUUGUUGUGUAUUGUAAACUCGUUAAAUCAGUUUAUCGAAACGUAGUUACGGUACUACAUCCUUGCAAAUAACAGCGACGUGGAUAUUAUUGUAAAUAUUUAUUGAAAAGAAUGAUAGUUGAAGAAAAUAAAGUGAUUAGUAAUGAAUAAUA
This is a messenger RNA of Anopheles stephensi (Asian malaria mosquito), 4863 nucleotides long. RefSeq lists its product as uncharacterized. The transcript has 5 exons. Lineage: Eukaryota; Metazoa; Arthropoda; Insecta; Diptera; Culicidae. The record is from RefSeq and is a predicted model, not a curated record. Bases 590 to 2464 code for a protein of 624 amino acids.